Molecule: messenger RNA, 1161 nt
Organism: Suillus subaureus
Lineage: Eukaryota; Fungi; Basidiomycota; Agaricomycetes; Boletales; Suillaceae
Exons: 5
Coding region: 1-1161 (386 amino acids)
Biological process (GO): regulation of translational fidelity; 'de novo' cotranslational protein folding
Cellular component (GO): cytosol
Molecular function (GO): Hsp70 protein binding; ribosome binding
Source: RefSeq, a predicted model, not a curated record
AUGGCGAUACCAGCUACGCUACCUUCCCUGCCUCCAAGCUGGAUCCCACCCUCGGAACCAGCCUCCUCCAUUUCUCCCUUUGUCCAGCGUAGGCUUAUUCCUGCAGGCGCAGCCUACCUGGCUCACAUAAAACGCACACUUAACAACUUAACAUUUGACGAGCAUGACAAACAACUCGAAGAGGAACGGAAGCGCCUCGAGUUGCUUAACGCAGAUGGCCUGAAUGGGGAGGACGACCUUGGCGUCGGAGAUGAGGAAGAAUCUCCUGAACUCCUUCUGCUUGAUGCAAAGGAGUGGAAGAAACAAGACCAUUAUCAGGUCCUCGGAUUGUCACACCUGCGAUUCAAGGCGACGCCCGAGCAAAUAAAGAUUGCCCAUCGCAAGAAAGUUCUAAAACACCAUCCAGACAAGAAAGCCGGUGCAUCGCACACCACGAACGAUGAUGCAUUCUUCAAGUGCAUACAAAAAGCAAAUGAGGUUCUCACGAACCCUGAGCGGCGGCGCCAAUUCGACUCUGUCGACCCCGUCUGCCUAUCCCUCGAAGAGGAUGAUCCUUCUGCCUCCGACUUCAAAGGCCAAGAAAAAGACACUGGACUUUUUUUCACAACAUUCGCACCUAUCUUUGAGAGGGAGGGACGAUUCAGCAAAAAAUCACCCGUUCCAAUGUUAGGCGAGAACGACGACUCAAAAGAGAGCGUGCAUGCCUUCUACGAUUUCUGGUACAACUUUGACAGCUGGCGAUCAUUUGAAUACCUGGACAAGGAGGUGAAUGAAGGAAGCGAUAACCGUGAUGAUAAAAGGUACACCGAGAAAAAGAACAAAACUGAGCGCGCUCGUCGAAAGAAAGAGGAUAUUACUCGUCUCCGUAAUCUCGUGGACCUUACUCUUAAUCUUGAUCCUCGAAUCAAGCGGAUCAAACAGGAAGAAAAGGAGGCUCGGGAGGCGAAGAAGAAGACCAAGGGCGGAAUGAGCGCUGCUGAACAGAAGGCCAAAGCAGAAGAAGAUAAGCGUAAAGCUGAGGAAGAGGCUCAGAGGAAGGAGGAGGAAGAGAAGGUAGCACGAGCAGAGGCCAAAAAAGCAAAGGCUGCGGCAGCAAAUGCAGCUAAAAAGGCAAGAAGGCAACAGCGCGCCGCGGACGCCGAUGAGACUGCGCCAUCAUAA